AAAAAGGAUAGGAAGACCAGCUGGGAUGGGGACGGUCUAAUGAGCAAUAGAGCUAGCUGAGACCUUUGAGCGAUCCUGACCAUCGGAUCUUAGGGCUACUUGGAAGCACAUCGUGCGGUUCUUUGGUGUUAGGGUUUUGUGCGAGCAUGAUGCUUAUGCCCUGUCCGACCAAAGUUACGGUCCUUUCUCUAGCAGCAGUCUCGAUUGCUCACGGAUUGCUGUCCGAAACCAGCAGGUUGUGUCUAAGAUUUUGUCAAGAAACGAGUCAACAUGAGCGCGGAAGUAGCUGCCGCACCGACGGUGCCCGAGUCUGUCCUCAAGAAGAGGAAGAGAGAUGAGCAGUGGGCUCUGUCCCGCAAGGAGCAGCAGGAUGCCUCCAAGAUUAAGAACCGUGAAAACCGUAAGGUCAUCUUCAAGAGGGCAGAUCAGUAUGUCAAGGAGUACCGUCAACAGGAAAACGACUUGAUCAGACUUAAGCGUGAGGCCAAGUUGAAGGGUGGCUUCUACGUUGAGGCUGAAGCUAAGCUUAUGUUCGUUGUCCGAAUUAGGGGUAUCAAUGACAUGCACCCAAAGACUCGCAAGAUCUUGCAAUUGCUUCGUCUGCGACAGAUCUUCAACGGUGUGUUCAUGAAGGUCAACAAAGCCACCAUGAACAUGCUCCGGAGAGUUGAACCCUACGUUACCUACGGGUACCCCAACCUGAAGAGCGUCCGUGAGCUCAUCUACAAGAGAGGAUAUGGAAAGUUAAACAAGGCCCGCACUCCCUUGACCGACAACUCCAUCAUCGAAGAGGCUUUGGGCAAGUUCGGAAUCAUCUGUAUUGAGGAUCUGAUCCACGAAAUCUACACUGUUGGUCCCCACUUCAAGGAAGCCAACAACUUUUUGUGGCCCUUCAAGCUGAGCGCCCCACUCGGCGGCCUUGAGAAGAAGAGGAACCACUACAUCGAGCACGGAGACGCAGGAAACAGAGAGGAUAAGCUCAACGCCCUCAUCCGCAGGAUGAACUAGGGCACCUAACUUAACCGACUUUUGAUCUCGAAUCGCGUUUUCUGCCUGUUGGCGGCUCUUGUUAUGAAAGUGUUCGCUAAUAAAGGUGUAUUAUUCUUGUCAUAUCUCUGGAACACUCCACUCAGGAGUAGUACACCUUACUGAGGUAGUGAAGAAUUAACCUCCACCCGUCAUUGAUACUCAGCUUGUUAGCAGCUGACGUGAGCUCAUCGAAAUGAGAGGUUCUGCCGUUAUCCUGUGUUGGCACUAAGGCCCAGACCUUCACCGGUAAAUGUGGCCUGAAAGCUAGCGAACCACCUUAUGUUGGAGGUGGUUCCAUUUCUUGGAAGUGAAUUCACGCACAGUAGUCGAUUUUCGAUGGUAUGCGGAAGAGUGACCCAUGUAAUAUUCGAAAUUUAAUGUUGAGAUCAGCUGAAUUUUAUCAGCACGGCC
Messenger RNA from Marchantia polymorpha subsp. ruderalis, 1440 nucleotides. NCBI's taxonomy places the organism in Eukaryota, Viridiplantae, Streptophyta, Marchantiopsida, Marchantiales, Marchantiaceae. The record is from the annotation of a GenBank genome assembly.